Molecule: messenger RNA, 363 nt
Organism: Scheffersomyces amazonensis
Lineage: Eukaryota; Fungi; Ascomycota; Pichiomycetes; Serinales; Debaryomycetaceae
Exons: 1
Coding region: 1-363 (120 amino acids)
Source: RefSeq, a predicted model, not a curated record
AUGGAAGAUGGAAAUAACUCUAUAUACUUUGGAACUAUUCUCGUCAGACCAAUUAGUACCAAACCUGAAGAUUCGUUUCGCAGGGUUUUUCUUUUCUUUUUUCAGGCUGUGCACAUUGUUUUUAUUAUUUUUAUUUUAGUUACCUCCUUUAUCAGGUGUUUAGGGAUAUUGCAGUGCUAUGGUUUUAUCAGGUGCUUGUAUAGUGCUUGUAUAGGGGUCAAUGAUAAUGACUACGGUUGGAUCAGAUUAGGAGAUAAUGUUAGUGACUUACUUAAUAAUAUAUAUAUAAGGUCUAUUAGUCUCGUUACUUUUCUCUGCAUUAGUGGUCUUGUUUGUUGGUGUGACUUAUCUUGUCCUGAUUAA